Chara braunii is the source of this 5004-nucleotide messenger RNA. The record is from the annotation of a GenBank genome assembly. Lineage: Eukaryota; Viridiplantae; Streptophyta; Charophyceae; Charales; Characeae.
GCCCGAUGACGCGAAGGUGGCCAGCAUUCGUGAUUGGCCACGCCCUUAGUCUGUGACUGAGAUGAGAUCUUUCUUAGGAAUGACAGGCUACUACCGGACUUUUGUAAAGAACUAUAGCGUAGUGGCCGCUCCUUUGACUGAUCUGACCCGCCUUGACACCCCGUGGGAGUGGACAGAUGAGUGCGAGGCUGCUUUCAGACAUCUGAAGCAUGCACUAACGCAUUAUGAAGUCUUGAAACUUUCCGAUCCUGAUAAGCUGUUUAUAGUAACCACGGAUGCUAGUCAAUAUGGCAUUGGCGCCGUGCUUGCGCAGCAGGAGGGGCCAAAGUUGAAGCCUGUUGAGUACAUGUCCAAGAAAAUGCCGUCUCAGAAGUUGGCUAAGUCCACCUAUGAGAAAGAACUCUAUGCGGUGUUCAAGGCGCUGACCCAUUGGAAUCAGUUGGUCGGUGAGGCCAACAUCAACAUGCACAACUUCCCAUCGUUCAGCGAGAAGGCCCUAGACCUUGAAGCAAAGAUAGGGCAUGGUCGGAUACCCAUGACGGAUGGUAGGAAAAAGUCACUGCCUCCCAACUGGAAAGCGAAGGGACACAUCAUGUUCGUCGACAAUGAUGGUUCCACCAUCGAAUUGGACGAUGACUUCCAGUCGGGAGUGGGUUCAGAGGCCGACAGCGUAGAAGCUUCAGGGAGUGUAGUCGCUGUCGUAGCACAAAAAGCGAGAUGGUUGAGUGAUUUAGUGCAGCUCCAGGGGUAUGGUCAUGACUUCUGCGCUUGGGUGGCCUCCAAGAAAUUGGAGGACUUCCUGAAGAUGGUUGAAGAAAGGUGGCAUGAUCCUCAGGAGGCCCAAAGGGCCAUUGAUGCGAUCCUUACAGUACACAUGCGGCAGUUCAAGUCUGUAAGGGAAGACCCCGACAUUGUUGAGCAUUUGAUCUGUGUCCCAGGGGUGCGCUAUGACCCCCAGGUCCUGCUUACCUCGUACUUGAGAUGCUUUUCUCAGCCUCUCAGGAACCAGUUGGCAAGAGAGGCCAACAUCAAUAUGCACAACUUUCCUUCGUUCAGCAAGAUGGCCCUAGACCUUGAAGCUAAGAUAGGGCAUGGACUGGUACCCACUAUGAAUGGGAGGAAAAAGACACUGCCUCCUAACUGGAAGGCGAAGGGUUGCUUAAUGUUUGUCGAUAAUGAUGGUUCCACUAUCGAAGUAGACGAACACUUCAAGGAGGGAGUAGGUUCAGAGGCGGGCAGCGUAGAAACUUCAGAGGGUGGAGUGGUCGCUGCCAUAGCUCAAAAAGGAAAGGCGACCGGUAGACGUCGUGGAGGCGAGCCAGUGAAAAUGUCGCUGGAGAUAGAGGGAGUAGUUGCUAAGUACCCUGAUCUAUUUGAAGAGCACACAAUGGCGACUGGGGUUGUUGAGAGGGAGGUCGUCCACGCGAUAGAGAUUAUCCCAAGGUCUAGUUUUCCGAAGGGUAGGAUCUAUCGGAUGUCUCCAGGCGAGCUUGAUGAGCUUCGCCGCCAACUCAAGGAACUCGUAGAGAAGGGUUGGAUCCGGCCGAGUGUCUCUCCUUAUGGAUCGCCACUACUAUUUGUACCUAAGAAGGAGGGUACACUUAGGAUGUGCAUUGACUAUAGGGGCCUCAAUGCCAUCACUGUAAAGAACCGAGAGCCCCUACCGCGCAGCGACGAUCAGCUAGAUAGAGUGCAAGGCUGCGGGUACUUCAGCAAGAUAGAUCUGAAGGUCGGGUACCAUCAGAUUGCAAUCCGGCAAGAGGAUCAACACAAAACCACUUUUCAGACCAGGUACGGUCUAUACGAGUUUGUGGUGAUGCCUUUCGGCGUUUGCAAUGCUCCUGGCACCUUUCAGCACGCUAUGAAUCGGAUAUUCCAUGACUACUUGGAUAAGUUUGUCAUCGUGUACCUUGAUGACAUACUUAUUUUUAGUAAGACUGUCGAGGAGCACGUUGCGCAUCUGGACAAAGUCAGUCUCCUGCGACAGCGCAAGUUCAAGAUCAACGGUGAGAAGUGCGAGUUUGGCCGCACCCGUGUCUUGUACUUGGGUCAUGAGAUAUCCGCGGAAGGGUUGAAGCUCGAUGACACAAAGGUGGCCAGCAUUCGUGAUUGGCCACGUCCUCAGUCUGUGACUGAGAUGAGAUCUUUCUUAGGAAUGACAGGCUACUAUAGGACUUUCGUUAAGAACUACAGCAUAGUGGCCGCUCCUUUCACUGAUCUGAUCUGCCUUGGCACCCCAUGGGAGUGGACAGAUGAGUGCGAGGCUGCUUUUAUGCAUCUAAAGCAUGCGUUGACGCACUACGAGGUCUUGAAACUUCCUGAUCCUGAUAAGCCGUUUAUAGUCACCACGGAUGCAAGCCAAUAUGGCAUUGGCGCCGUGCUCGCGCAGCAGGAGGGGCCAAAGUUGAGGCCUGUAGAGUACAUGUCCAAGAAAAUGCCGUCUCAGAAGUUGGCUAAGUCCACUUAUGAGAAAGAACUCUAUGCAGUUUACAAGGCUCUGACCCAUUUGAGGCACUAUCUCCUUGGGAGACUGCAGGCGAAGGACAAGAAGACCUCUGUCGAGUUUGAGUUGGUUAAUGGCUUGUUGUUCCUUGAGAAGGCAGGGAAUAAGCGUUUGUGUGUCCCGAAUCGCGAGUCUUUGCGUACUUUGUUUUUAGGAGAAUGCCAUGAUGCCACCGGUCAUUUUGGGUACAAAAAGACCGCAGCUAAUCUGCUGCAGCGAUUCUGGUGGCCCACGAUGAUGAGAGAUGCUCAGCUGUACGUGGAAACGUGUCAAGUCUGUCAGAGAGACAAGCCACGUACACAAGUCCCUCUUGGGCUCUUGAAGCCGCUUCCGAUUCUGGAAAGGCCUGGUGAGAGUCUGUCCAUGGACUUCAUGGAUGCUCUGAUCACCAACAAGAGUGGGAUGCGACACAUCUUUGUCAUCGUGGAUAGAUUUAGCAAGUAUGCUAGGUUAGUGGCAAUGCCGGAAACAGCAAGAACGGAGUAUGUGAUCCGAAUGUUCAAAGAAAACUGGGUCAGGGACUUUGGUUUACGAAAGUCUAUUAUUAGUGACAGGGAUGUCCGGUUUACCAGUGAGUUGUGGAAGGCCGCUGCUGCAGAGCAGAGCAGGGAACUUAGUACCUUAGAAUUUGCUUAUCGCUAUGAACAGAAGAUGCAGCAGGCUGUAGAACAGAUGCAGAAGGCGCAGGCUACAAUGAUAGAGUCUGAAAAUAGACACCGCCAACCUUCUGCAUUUCAGGUUGGGGAUAUGGUCUGGGUUAAGUCUUCAGAACUGGGACAGGAGCAAGGGAUCUCUCGCAAACUCAUGCCCCAGUACUUUGGACCCUGGGAAGUCUUGGACAUCGUGGGGACAGAUCCGGAUGGGCCAUCCUAUGUUAUCCGGAUCCCUGGUCAUCUUCGUAAUUACCCUGUCUUUCACGCCUCCAAGUUAGCACCUUUCGAAGAGACUGAUCAGUUUCCUCCUCGUCGCUUAAUGCUGCCCCCAACCAUGGACGAAGAAGUGGACAUUGAUGACAUUGUGGAUCACAGGGAGCUUCCAGUUCAGAGACCUACAGGCAGGGGACGUCCUCCAAAACCGAAGCUGCAGUACCACGUUCGGUUCCGACAUCAUACUGACCCCAAGGAGGACCGCUGGUUCACAAGGGAAGAACUCGUGCAGACCGCUCCUCAAGUUGUAUCUCAAUAUGAGAAAUCUCUGCAGAAAGGAAAGAAUCAGUUGGUCGGUGAGGCCAACAUCAACAUGCACAACUUCCCAUCGUUCAGCGAGAAGGCCCUAGACCUUGAAGCAAAGAUAGGGCAUGGUCGGAUACCCAUGACGGAUGGUAGGAAAAAGUCACUGCCUCCCAACUGGAAAGCGAAGGGACACAUCAUGUUCGUCGACAAUGAUGGUUCCACCAUCGAAUUGGACGAUGACUUCCAGUCGGGAGUGGGUUCAGAGGCCGACAGCGUAGAAGCUUCAGGGAGUGUAGUCGCUGUCGUAGCACAAAAAGUAACUACGGAUGCUAGCCAAUAUGGCAUAGGCGCCGUACUUGCGCAGCAGGAGGGGAAGAAGUUGAGGCCGGUAGAGUACAUGUCCAAAAAGAUGCCCUCUCAGAAGUUGGCUAAGUCCACCUAUGAGAAGGAACUCUAUGCGAUCUACAAGGCGCUCACCCAUUGGAGGCACUAUCUCCUUGGGAGGUUCUUCUACGUCAGGACUGAUCACCAGACCCUGAAGUGGAUGAGAACCCAGCCUGUGCUCUUCGACGCUCUGAAGCGUUGGAUUGAAGUCAUAGAGCAGUAUGACUUUGAGCCCCAGUACAUCAAGGGCGAGUACAACACGGUUGCUGAUGCGCUGUGGCGUAGAUCAGAUUUCUCUGGUGCGCUGAUCACUGAGUUUGGGUUUGCGGACGAUGUUACUCGCUCUAUGGUGGAAGCCUAUCGUGAGGACCGGUUGAUGUCUGAGAUCAUACGCAGACUCAAGGCGAAGGACAAAGUGACUUCUGUCGAGUUUGAGUUGGUCAACGGACCGUUGGAUGUCCGAUUCACAAGUGCGUUGUGGAAGGCUGCAACUGCAGAACAGGGAACACAACUGCAGAUGACUUUUGGGAACCAUCCUGAGGCCAAUGGCCAAGCAGAGCAGCUUAACCGUGCUGUACAACACCUGUUGCGACAUUACAUCAAGCCCAAUCAGGUGGACUGGGAUGAGAAACUUGCUCUCAUCACCAGCCUGUAUAACAAUGUUGUGCACAGCGCAAGUGGAGUGAGGUGGGAUGCAAAUUACAUAGGAGGGUCGAUUCAUCUGAUCGCCGACUAUGUCUAGAACCUCCCAAGGACUGAAAUACUGCGGCAUUAGUUUUCUGGAGAUUCCCAACUCCUGUCCCCGUUCAGAUGACUUAACCCAGACUCCUAGUGUGUUAGAAGGUCGUCUGUGUUUGUUCUCAGAUGCGAUAUGAGACUUCCUAGUGUGUUCAACGGCCUGCUGCAGCAUCUGUUCGUACUUGACAACAAAUUCUAUGCUGCCAG